AUGACGAAAACAGUAUUGAUUAUCGGUGGAACAGGCGCCCAGGGCAUACCCGUGGUCAAAGGUACGCUGGAUGUGGAGGGAAUCUCGAAGCAGCUACUAAUUUAUACACAAGCCCUGGCCACUGAUUCCAAAUUCAAAAUUCGAGUCCUUACGAGAAGUGCCUCUUCCAAAGAUGCCAAGGAUCUAGCAAGUCUACCCGGCGUAUCAAUCUUCGAAGGAGAAGCCUACGACGAAGCCACCCUCCGCCAAGCCUUCAAAGACAUAGACCUCGUUUUCGCCAACACAAAUGGCUUCGCUAUUGGCGAAAAAUCAGAGAUUUACUGGGGAAUUAGGCUCUACGAGCUAGCCCGAGAACACAAAGUCGCGCACUUCGUCUACGCAGGUCUGGGAUAUGCUUCCAAGCUUGGCAACUUUGAUCCUAAGUACAGAUGCGGCCACUUGGAUGGAAAGGGAAAGGUUGUGGAUUAUAUCUUCGCGCAGUCGACAUCAAAAAUGGCAUGGUCUGUUUUGACAUCUUGCAUGUAUCUGGACUCCCUGUCGGAGUUCCUGCGGCCGUUCCCCGACCCUAAGGAUCCGGAUACGAUGGUUUUUACAGCGCCUCUUGGAAAUGGAAAAUGCCCUCUUAUUUAUCUGGAGGACUAUGGGCGGUAUGCAAGAUGGAUCUUUGAUAACCCUGCGCAGAGCAACGGACGGGAGCUAAAUGUUGCGACUGAGGAUCUUGCUUGGAACGAUCUCGCAGCUGCAUUUUCGGAUGUCACUGGUAAAAAGGCAGUCUACAGGGACGUGACUUUGGAUGAGUAUUUCAAGCUUGGCAUCCUGGAUCCGAAUGCGAUUGUAGGUCAUUCAAGUGACCCCAAUGACACGACUUUACAGACUUAUCGGGAGAACUUUUCAGGGUUCUGGAAUACGUGGAAGGAUAAUUUGACCAAAAGGGACUAUGAGCUGUUGGAUACAAUUUUGCCGACAAGAGUGAAAUCUGUCAAAGAGUGGAUGGAAAUGACCGGGUAUAGUGGAAAGCCUUCGUCAUUGCUGAAGGACUAUCGCGACAGAGCUGCCAAAAAGUAG
Penicillium atrosanguineum is the source of this 1065-nucleotide messenger RNA. Its product is annotated as NmrA/HSCARG family protein. The transcript has a single exon. Lineage: Eukaryota; Fungi; Ascomycota; Eurotiomycetes; Eurotiales; Aspergillaceae. The record is from RefSeq and is a predicted model, not a curated record. Bases 1 to 1065 code for a protein of 354 amino acids.